Messenger RNA from Ornithodoros turicata, 1336 nucleotides. RefSeq lists its product as uncharacterized. The transcript has 2 exons. NCBI's taxonomy places the organism in Eukaryota, Metazoa, Arthropoda, Arachnida, Ixodida, Argasidae. Bases 19 to 1197 code for a protein of 392 amino acids. The record is from RefSeq and is a predicted model, not a curated record.
UUUAGCUCCGUGGAUUUUAUGCGUCAUCCCACGGAUUCGGACGUGGGAUACGUGUACGUGUGCGAUUUGGAGUAUCCAAAAUCUAUCCACGCGCUGACGCGGUACUUCCCCCUGGCUCCCGAGAAGGCGGUCGUUCCGAAGGAAUGGCUCUCACCAUUCCAGCGGGGGCUCCUCGAAGAGUUAAUGUAUCAACCAGCGAACAGCAAAAAGCUGCUGCUCACGUGCAAGGACAAGGUCGGGUACGUCGUUCAUUACGCGCUGCUCGCGCUCUAUUGUAGAUUGGGCAUGCGGGUGACGAAAAUUCACCGAAUUCUAAAAUUUCGUCAGGCACCAUUCCUGCGUCCCUACAUCGAGGACAAUGUUGCCAGACGCGUCGCCUCGAGCACGACGUUCGAGAAAAAUUUCUAUAAAAUCUCAAAUAAUGCGGUCUUCGGGCGUACGUUGCUAAAUAAAUUUAAUAUGCGAGACAUUCGAGUAGCCUUCGAUGAGGAGACAGCGAGUCGCCUCGGGAGUCGGGCGGAAUGCGCGCGAAUGGAAAUUUUGUCCCCCGAUUGCGUCAUGUACGAAAUGCGCAAAAGAAAAGUGCGAUGCGAUUUCCCCCUGCAGAUUGGCUUCACGAUUUUAGAACUGAGUAAGUUAACCAUGUACUCGUUCUACUAUGAAACCCUGCUGAGCAAGCUCACUUGUCCGGUGAUUACCUGCUACUUUGACACGGAUUCUCUGAUCCUCGGCCUAUUCUGCAAGGACUACGAAGAUCAGUUACGCGCGAUCGCCGACGACCAUUUAGAUUUGUCUUCCUUCGAUCGUGAUCAUCCACUGUACAGCGAGAGGAAUCGCGGUAGACUUGGCGCGUUCAAAAGUGAAACGGGUAGCGUACCCAUCGAGGAAGUAAUAUGCCUGAAAGCCAAAAUGUAUUCUAUCAAAUUAGCCGGGGGAAAACAAAUUGCAAGAGCUAAAGGGGUCAAAAAGAACAUUGUGCGCAAACACCUCCUCCAUGAUACGUACCGCGAUACCCUAUUCAAGCACGCUAGCGUAUCGCACGAACAGGUGUCAAUAGUGGGAAAGAAACAGUGCAUGUACACCAUCCGAAACGUGAAAAGAAGUCUGAUGGCGUACGACGACAAACGGUACCUCUACAAUGACGUGGACUCCUACCCGUACGGAAGCUGCGAAUAUGAUAAUGCAGAGGAUGAGUAGGAGUAGCGUCAUUUGACCUGCGUCACUGGAAGGAUGUGGUACCUCGUUCUCUUCUCGCUCGUCUCGUGCGCACUGGCGCUGGACGCCGGCAACUGUACUGCGAGCAUCAAGCUGGAGAAGGAUAAGCACACGUACGCGC